UUCUCGACAUCAACCACAUCCAUCCCUUUCCUUCCCAACGUCCCAAAUCGGUCGAUUAUCCUGUAACAGGCUCAACUAAAUUGGAAACAGCUUUCCUAAGACCGUCAUUGGCGUCUCCAGCGAUUCUGCAACCAACUCAACUUUCACCAUCUCUUACACAAUCCCAUCCAUCCUGUCUAGCUAGAAAUAUGGCUAGCCAAUCCAACCAAGGCUCCCAAGUAGGAAAUGAUCACACGACCGCGUACCAAACGCGAAGCCAGACGCAGGAAAAUGCCGGUCCUACAGCUGCUGGUGAACAGAUGAAGCCUGACGCACGGUACUUCGUAGCUAAGGGCCCGCAGAUCCCAAAAGAAGGCAUGCCGCCAACCAUCCCAAGGGAGGAAAUUGAAGCUCGGAUGAAGGAACUCAAUUAGUGAGGCGGGAUCCUGUGUAGGAAGGGACUCUUUUGCAGCCCUGCUGGGUAUGUGGGGAUGGGACGAGUUCGCUGAUGACAUGGUUGUAAUUCCUGCA
Histoplasma capsulatum G186AR is the source of this 510-nucleotide messenger RNA. RefSeq lists its product as uncharacterized. NCBI's taxonomy places the organism in Eukaryota, Fungi, Ascomycota, Eurotiomycetes, Onygenales, Ajellomycetaceae. The record is from RefSeq and is a predicted model, not a curated record. Bases 189 to 413 code for a protein of 74 amino acids. The transcript is spliced from 2 exons.